Molecule: messenger RNA, 2589 nt
Organism: Danaus chrysippus (African queen)
Lineage: Eukaryota; Metazoa; Arthropoda; Insecta; Lepidoptera; Nymphalidae
Source: the annotation of a GenBank genome assembly
AUGGAAAACGGUAAGCUGGAUAGGGUCCCAAUUGGCCCAGUACACUUGGACACAGUGAGGUCACUCCACCAGACAGUGGUAUCGCUAAGAACAGCUCUAGAAACAUCUAAGAACGAACUACAGGAACUCAAACAGAAAUACCAGCGACAUUCACAUUGCAUCGAAUAUGAGGAUAUCAUAGAGAAACUGACAUUGGAAAACCAUAUAUUAAGGAGGAAAAUCAUUGACUCCGGCUGUACCGAAGAUCAGGAUUCAUAUGAAGGUUCUAACGAACCUAAUAUAGGUAAUAUCGAAGAUAAUAGCGAUGGUGGAAUUCUAAAUCCAAGAGAUUCUUCGGAAAAACACGAUAAAAAGAGAGAGUAUACUGGGAUAAAAUCGACGGAAAAUUUAGAAAAUAUUCUUGAGGAGAAUUCAGUCGCUUCUGAUAAUACGAGUGUGCUUAACGCAACAAGUAGUGUUCAAGGGGACGUCCCACGAAGCUCCACUGAAACAAAAGAUAGUGAUGUACCACAAACUUUUAAGACUAAAUUGGAAUUGUUAUCGAAAUUCGAUGUCAGGAUAAAGGUUAAGACACUGAAAGACGGCAGCGUUAUUUCCAGCACUACGUCUGAUAGUGAAUCUACGGUAGACGAGAAAACAGCUGAUAAAACUCUAAAUACGGAUUCUGUGGUGGAAUUUAAAGAGCAUCGUGAGCACUUCGAGGAUUUUAAGGAUAAUAAAGGAGAUACGUUGAAAUUUAAAACGUCUUCAACGGAAAAUAUUAAAAUGGCGGUCCCUAAUGAGGCGGAGGUAAAGUCUAAGGCUGAUAAGUUUGACGUUCAGGUCAGGAUUACUUCGGAAGACAGUCUCGUGGUGAAGGAAGGCAUAGAUCGUGACAGGAGGAAGGAUACUCUGAAUUUGGACGUCGAUAAUCUAAGUCUACGAUCAUUGUCUGAAGGUGAUAAUUCAGUUUUCUACGAGGGCGGAACAACGCCGCAGGAUCCGAACUCAGCGCCGGACGAUAAACAGGAACAGGAAAACGCUAGCGGCAAUGAGUCAGAAGAAGUCGAUGAUAUAGAACUCAUCUUCACCACGGAUGAGUCCAAGGAUAUAAGCAAUUUACAGGAAGACCUGGUUUCUAUACAAGAAACUGACAAUUGGACCCCAGCCUUAUCUUCAUCGACACAUUCCACACCAGUUCUUAUCAAGUUCCACACUCUGGACCCUGAUUUCCAACCAGGCAGCAAAGCUAAUGAAGCUAAACCAGAAAUUCGUGAACAUUCCUUCCAAAGAACAGCUACGGAAACUUCGUUGAGGAUGAAAAGGAUUUCCCUUCCUAGCGACAAGGACAUACGUCACGUCGGUUUCAAGGAUAAGGGAACUCUUGAUCCACCCGGUCGUGGUAUAUUGAAGAGCUGCGACAAUAGAUCAGAUAAUUUACUGUACAGGAAGAGUCCGAAUACUAGUACUAGAAGGUUGGAUAGUGUGGACAGUUUGACGAGCGAAUACCGCGGACUCAGCUUCGACAACACAAAAUCGUCUAGCUUCGAGCUAGGUUCAAGCUUGGACGUGCUGCAUAGAGACGAAAGUGUCAGCAAUUUCAAUAGAAACAGAAUGGGACAUCGGUAUUCCGUGUUUGCUGCCACGGAUAUAUCGAAAUGCGGCACGUCCCAGGAUGAUCUGGCGAGUAAUUUGAAUGUGAGGAGGAAUACGUGCCCAAAUCCAUUCCAGUACGGCCUAUCUCGUGGUCUACGAGGUCGCAAACCGGGGCGUACCCGCUUGCUACACCAGGGCUUCGCCCCUCGACGCGAGAGUGCGGCUCAGACCGAUCUGUCAGCCUUACCACCAAGAUGGACCUCAGAUGGAUAUCUGGCAUAUAAGACGUGUGUGACCCCGGGAGUAGCGCCCACGCUGCCUCAACGAACGACGCCCCGACGACCGCUGUUAAGCGACCUUGGCUUCACGUCGAUGGUUCCGGAACUGUCUCGUUCAGCGGAGCCGCUCUGGGUCCGUAGAGUGCCCCCGUCACCCUGCGUGCCCCCAUGUGGCCCUACCCUGCACCCACCAUCGGGGUUGGAACCGCCACGAUCACCAAUAUUCCGUUACCGUUAUCGCUCACCUACCAUUAGUGUCGACCGAAAUACCGAAUGGACUCCACCAACAUACGCCACUCCUAAAGGUGUUUGGCGCGGAUCACUACCGGAUGUGCGUCACGAUGACACAGACGAACUACUGCGAGACACAGAAGUAUAUCUACGACGGUCUAUCGAUAACUUGCGGUCUACUUCACUUGAAGCCAUCAACUCUAAGGAAACUCCGGGUCAACCUUACAUCCCAUCAGAAGCUCGACACCUUCGUUUAGGACAUGCCGUCAAAUUAAUCACCAGCACUGGCCGGCUGGCCGUGGGAAGGGUUAGAUACGUCGGCCUGGCUGGUGGCACUGCCGCUAACAGUAGUGUAGUGGUGGGGGCGGAGUUUGCACUCAAUCAAUACCCGGGGAUUCCCCUCAACGACGGUACCUACAAUGGCCGUAAAUAUUUCGUGCCACAAGCUCAUCAUACUGCGUUGUUCGUACCGUUCUCUAAAGUUGUCAUGGCAUGGGCGAAUUGA